This is a messenger RNA of Ananas comosus (pineapple), 788 nucleotides long. RefSeq names its product protein LE25-like. Gene Ontology annotation, biological process: embryo development ending in seed dormancy. The coding region runs from base 145 to 555 and encodes 136 amino acids. Lineage: Eukaryota; Viridiplantae; Streptophyta; Magnoliopsida; Poales; Bromeliaceae. The transcript has 2 exons. The record is from RefSeq and is a predicted model, not a curated record.
UUCUCCCUCCAAACUCUAUAUAAGCAGUAAGCUUGCCUACCACCUGCGGCAGCUCCAGAUCAUUUUGUUAAUUUCCUUGAGAUAUUUAAAAGAUUAGUACGGAGAGAUCGAAGGGGUAGAGUGCGUGUCGCUAAUUAAGCAAGGAUGCAGUCGAUGAAGGAGAAGGCGAAGAACUUGGACGCCUCGAACAGGUCCGGCAUGGAGAAGACCAAAGCCGUCGUAGAGGAAAAGGUGGAGAAGAUGAAGACGCGGGAUCCGGGGCAGAAGUUGGCGGCGGAGGAGCGGAAGGAGGAGAGGAGGCGGGCGGCGGAGGCGGACAAGCAGGCGGCGAUACAGCAGCACGCCGCGGAGAGGCAACACCCCUCCACCGCAGGCGUCGCCGGCUACCCGAGUGGCCAGCAGACGGCGGCCACCGGCGGGCACCCGGGUGAGCAGCAGACGGCAGCGGGCGGGUACCCGACUGGCCAGCAGACGGCAGUGGGCGGCCGCCCGCCGCACACCACCGGCUACGAGACCGGCACCGGCACCGGCACCGGCACCGGAUCGGCUUUCUAGAGCAGUAUAUAUAAUUCGGCUCUAGUUUGCUAGCUAUAUAUAUAUACAUAUAUCGAUCGAGUACGUCCUUUUAUUUUAAGCUCUUCUGCGGUGGUUUCUAUUUCUCUUCUGGCUCUGUACGUGUCGUUUUAAUUACUAUUAUUUGUAUGUCGGGACUCGUGACUGUGCUGAAUUAUAAUGAAAUAAUAAUCGGUGUUUGAAUAAACUUGUUUUCCUUGUGGAUCCGACAAUCA